Messenger RNA from Anopheles maculipalpis, 735 nucleotides. RefSeq names its product cilia- and flagella-associated protein 20-like. The coding region runs from base 1 to 735 and encodes 244 amino acids. NCBI's taxonomy places the organism in Eukaryota, Metazoa, Arthropoda, Insecta, Diptera, Culicidae. Gene Ontology annotation, cellular component: motile cilium; ciliary basal body. The record is from RefSeq and is a predicted model, not a curated record. The transcript has 2 exons. Gene Ontology annotation, biological process: positive regulation of cell motility; regulation of cilium beat frequency involved in ciliary motility; cilium assembly.
AUGUUCCGCAACGCGUUUCAGCAUAGAUUCGUGACGGUGUUCACUAGUGCCGGUAGUAAACCGCUUUCCAUCUGGGAUGUGUUUACAAAAAAUGGCCACGCCAGGCGCGUAACCGAUGAGCAUAUCCGUUCCUUGGCUUUUGAGCUGACCGGUGUAAACGUUGCUACCACCUACAUGGUGGCGCCCUGUGCUCCGUGCCCUUCGCUCUCAAUCAAACUUCCGUUUCUUGUGAUGUUGGUGAAAAAUAUGAAAAAGUUCUUUUCCUUCGAAAUUCAGAUUUUAGAUGAUAGACAAUCGCUUCGCCGGUUACGCUUUUCCAACUAUCAGAGCGGCACGCGGGUAGAUAACUUCAGCACCUCCAUGCCCCUGUCGUUGACUCCGGGCUGGAAUCAUAUACAGUUCAAUUUGGCCGAUUUUACACGCAGAGCGUACGGUACGAACUAUGUCGAGACGGUCCGGCUGCAGAUACACGCCAACGUGCGUAUCAAGCGCAUUUACUUCUGUGAUCAACUUUACACAAACGAUGAGACACCGCCCGACUUGAGACUGAUGCCACCGGUCCGGCCAAAUCGUAUGAUGCAGCUAAAGAUGCAGCAAAAGGCGCAGGCGAAGAUACCGCAUGAGCCAAUCGAAACGGUUCGGCCUCCGACGCCAAUAGAUAAUACUGCUGUGGCAAAUCAGUUGGAGAAUGAGCUUAUUGCACCUGCAGAAUGCGCUAUUGGUACAGAACUCUAA